Molecule: messenger RNA, 960 nt
Organism: Pleurotus ostreatus (oyster mushroom)
Lineage: Eukaryota; Fungi; Basidiomycota; Agaricomycetes; Agaricales; Pleurotaceae
Exons: 8
Coding region: 1-960 (319 amino acids)
Biological process (GO): regulation of DNA-templated transcription
Cellular component (GO): nucleus
Molecular function (GO): RNA polymerase II cis-regulatory region sequence-specific DNA binding; DNA-binding transcription factor activity, RNA polymerase II-specific
Source: RefSeq, a predicted model, not a curated record
AUGGACACGUCCCAGCCACGCCAACGGAAACUAUGGACCGAUGAAGAAGACCGAAUCCUUCGAGCUGCAGUAUACGUUGAGGACCCAGAAUCCACGAAUAAGAAAUGGAACUUAAUAGCGAAACACCUCCCUGGGAGGAAUAAUCGGGACUGUCGUAAGAGGUGGCACAAUCAAAUGUCGUCACUUAUAUCCAAAGGACCCUGGACGCCUGAGGAGAAUGAACGAUUAAUGCAAGCCGUAUCUCAAUUUGGCACCAAGUGGUCUCAAGUGGCUGCAGCAGUGAAGACGAGGAAUGGGAGCCAAUGUGCGAAACGUUGGUAUGACAAGCUUGACCCGAGUAUCAGGCAUGAAAGCUGGACAGCGGAUGAAGAUACUUUGCUCUUCUCUGCCGUCGAAAGGCACGGACGUGUAUGGUCUACGAUCGUUUCUCAGUACUUCCCAGGGCGCACUGGAUUGGAUGCUAAAAACAGAAAGUCGACACGCGAAAGACACUCGUCGAUUGCGACUAAUCCCGAUGGUACCGAAGAAGAUAUGUCGGCAGCACCUAAUAGCACUCCGAGUGGCUCUUACUCGCUUGAGCUUCCCUUUGCAGAACACUACCCACCUCCGCCUUCUUAUGCAGUUCGAGAAACUGGACCACCCCCUAAUGCGCCGGACUCUCAAGCUGCUCCGGAUAACGAUUCUCCCUCUCGAUCAAGUCACACUAUACGCGGGCAUCAUAACCCUCCUCCAAACCCCGAUGAUGCCUUUUCUCAAAGGGGGAGACAGUUUCUUGCUCCUUAUCCCACGACACUGCCUACAAUAAUCACCCCCGAUCAGCCCAUCCAUUUGCCAGGAUUCUUACUUGCAAUCCCGUCCUCAGAAGACGGGGGUGCUGACGGAGACACUUCACAGAACGGAAACACCAAACUGCUCGUCGCAGUAGUUGCUGCUCGUGCGUCUCAGAACGACGAAACAUGA